GCCCUCGGCGGGGCGGGAGGCGCUGAGGGGCGGCGGCGCGGACGAUGCGCGGCUCUCGCUGAGCGGCCGCCGCCUCUCGCCGCGGGAUGAGCGCCUCGGCGGCCACCGGCGUCUUCGUCCUCUCCCUCACCGCCAUCCCCGUCACGUACCUCUUCAACUGCCUGGCGGCCGGCGGCAGUUCCUGGUCAAUUGUUGCAGUUGGAUUACUGGUUCUGGUUUUUAUUGCUUUGUUGGCUCGUGUUCUUGUCAAAAGAAAACCACCAAAGGAUCCGCUGUUUUAUGUUUAUGCUGUAUUUGCCUUUACCAGUGUAGUGAAUCUAAUAAUUGGGCUGGAACAAGAUGGAAUUAUUGAUGGAUUCAUGACUCAUUACUUGAGAGAGGGUGAACCAUAUCUGAACACUGCGUAUGGCCAUGUGAUCUGCUAUUGGGAUGGCUCUGCUCAUUAUCUGAUGUAUCUUUUGAUGGUGGCAGCUAUUGCUUGGGAACAAAGCUAUAGAACCAUUGGCCUUUACUGGUUGGGCUCCAUUUUCAUGAGCAUCAUUGUCUUUAUGCCUGGAAACAUUGUGGGAAAAUACGGAACAAAAGUGUGUCCUGCUUUUUUCUUGAGUGUACCAUAUAUUUGCCUUCCCAUCUGGGCUGGGUUCCGAAUUUAUAAUCAACCUUCAGCAACUCCUGAUACUCCAGUCAAGGUGGUUCAGGAAGUUCAGAAGAAAGGACUCCUAAGGCGACCAAUGGAUUUAAUGUUAGCUGCGUAUCUCGUUCUGGCAGCGGGGUUUUGCAUAUUCAGGGGCAUGAUUGCUCUGGAUUGCCCUGCUGAACUCUGCCGGCUAUAUAUUCAACUGCACGAGCCUUAUAUAAAAGAUCCUGCUGCCUAUCCUAAGCUUCAGAUGCUGGCAUAUAUGUUCUACUCCGUGCCAUACUACGUGAUUGCUUUGUAUGGCCUACUGGUGCCUGGUUGUUCCUGGAUGCCUGAUUUAACCCUUAUACAUGCUGGAGGACUAGCUCAGUCCAACCCUUUGCCAGAGAGAUGUGUAUUAAAGCACCUGCACUGUUUCACUUCCUGCUUUGCUAACAACCAUGGACAGAAUCAGUCCUUCGUGAGUCCAAAACAGCUCCUGCAGAAGCCCAAGUAGAGGUGCCAUUUGGCCAUCGUGUACUCCUCUGCACUACUAAAAUCCUGCUGUCCCUUUCUCCCGCUCUGCUUAGGAUUAAAUUGAUGUUCAUCUCCUCAGAUCUCACUCACUACAAAGUAAUUAAAUAAGAUUGGACACACGAUAGUUAACAUGAACUUCAAGCUGUUGCUUGAAAUAGCAGGUAACAGAUGGAGACAAAAGACAGUAACUACCCUGACACUUCUAUCUUUAAGUGUUUGUUUAUGCUAAAAAUAUGCUCCAGCUCAACAAGCUUGCCUUUGCUUAUAACCUUCCGUGUGAAUUUAACCUAUGCUUCAGAACUGCCCCCAGACCCAAGGCCAACUUUACCAAUAUUUUCUGAAAUCAUCAGGAGUUCUGGGGUUUGAAUCUAUAAGAUUAAAUUAAAAACAAGCAAAAAACAACAAAAACCGAAACAAAAAACAACGGAACAGAAACUAACACGGCUUCCAGAUUUUAUUCUCUGACUUUAUUUAGAAUGUCUGACUGCUGAUCGCUGAUGCCAAACACGAUGGUAGGUGGCUGCAGGUCCCACCCCCGCCUCUGGGCUGAGACCCAGCGCAGCACCGGGCAGCGAUGCACGGCUUGGUGGCUGUUUGCCUGGGGAAGGAUUACAGAGCCUGGUGCAUGAAUAAUCAUCCAUAACUGAGGGUGAAAUCCUAUACCUAAUGUAAAGAUCAGUGCUCUGUCCACAAAAUCACCCCCUGCCAUGACACCGAUAGCUCCCUUUCUUCUCUAUACUGAGUUAUGAAUGACCUUAGUUCAGAGUGAAUUUCCUCUCACUGCCAUACAAACAUAUGAAGGAUAAUUGAGGAAUAAAAGGGAAAUUGUCACAGGAGAUGCAUACUUGUAUGCGGAAUAUGCUGUCCAAACAUUUCCAAAAUGUUCAUGAACUUUACCUUCUUUUUUUCUUUUUUUCCCCAAUAUGCACAUUAUAUACACA
Messenger RNA from Tympanuchus pallidicinctus (lesser prairie-chicken), 2094 nucleotides. It is a transcript of the gene TM6SF1, whose product is annotated as transmembrane 6 superfamily member 1. The record is from RefSeq and is a predicted model, not a curated record. The transcript has 10 exons. Gene Ontology annotation, cellular component: lysosomal membrane. The coding region runs from base 87 to 1133 and encodes 348 amino acids. Lineage: Eukaryota; Metazoa; Chordata; Aves; Galliformes; Phasianidae.